Molecule: messenger RNA, 4263 nt
Organism: Psylliodes chrysocephalus
Lineage: Eukaryota; Metazoa; Arthropoda; Insecta; Coleoptera; Chrysomelidae
Source: the annotation of a GenBank genome assembly
UAUUCGGACGUUAUCAAUUCGCUUGAUCUCUUGCCUAACCAAAAUUAAUAUUUAAAGUAAUGUAAAAUGUAUAUAAGCAUGAACGAAAAUUGCGAUGUUGGUUUUCAAAAUUUAUUACUACAAACAAGAACAGUAAUUAUUAUUAUCGCGUUACGAGUUUUAGGUGAGUGUUAGAGUGAUUCCGAUAUUUAAAAGACUGUUGGGAUUGGUUUUACGAAGAACGUGAAUUUAAAACAAGACGUGGAGUAAUUUAGAUAAGUUUGGUUCAAAGACUACAUAGCCGAGUCGAACAAACAAGGUUAUUAUGAGAGCAGGAAUGAUUUGGAUCGCAUUUGUAGAGCCGGAAAAUGAGAAAUAAUAGGCCGAUAGGUGUCAGGAGCGCCAAGCGAAUCACUUUUACAUUGCUGGUUGCUGGUUUUCUGGGUAUAUCGACGGAGCGAGAGCACAAGGUUCACAACAUAGUUCUGUAUCCAGAAAAACACUCUUGGUGCCAGCUCACCCCCAUCCAACAAAUAAUUGCAUCCCCUGGUUACGAGUCCGUGACAAUAGAUAAUAAUGUUUGCGUGGGAGCGUGCUACAGCUACUCGAUACCUAAAACGCAGCCUGCAGAACCCGGUGAACUAAUAGGUCCGUAUUGCGAUAGCUGUCAACCGUCAGAAAUCAAAUGUUACCAUGUGAACCUGAAGCAAAUAGACAAAAACGUAGAAACGCCGAUUCUACAGAAACGCGUCCAGAUAAUUACCAACUGCUCCUGUCAGAGUUGCGACAAGAUUCGGACGGAAGAUUGUGAAAUAACAGAUGGAAACACACUAGAACUACCACAAAAUCUGUUCACAAUCGAAAAAAACUCCAACAGAAGCGCCAGCGAAGAAAUACCAGACAUCCUCGAAACUAAUAACACGCAGCAUAUUACUUUGACGACUGACAACGACAUCAAAAAGCAGAAGUACAAGAAAUGGUUCGAAAGUCACCAGAAUGAAAUUGAACGUGAUGAUAGCUCGGACUUGUACCGAUUAUUUUUGAAGCAAAACAGAGAAAACAACAUAAAAAUAGAAGAAGAUUUGUCCCAGCCAGAUUUACCUAUUAAUUUUAGGUUAGAAGGAGCCCAUACGGGGUUGAAAGGUACUCACAUAGCGAUGGGUAUUUUACCGAAGUCGAUAGAGAGCUCGUCGGAUGAAGAUACUGAGAAUGGAGACGAAGAAAGUUCAGAAACGAGCUCUGAAAGGAUUCAAAUGCAUCCUAAUGAGGUGGGGAUUUUACCUUCAGUGGAAGCAAAACAUGACAAUGUGCAGUCAGGUGAACUUGACGUGUUGAGUGCCUCGAAGCAUCAUCAAAGACAUCACCAUGUCGGGGAAGAGGACCUCAUUGGUAUGAAUGUGGUACAUAUGAUAAAGGGCCCGCACGGUAGUCUAGUGGCGGCGCCAGUUGAAGCAAAGUUUCAGAUAGAUUCUGACGCUCUCCAGCCCAAUAGCGAAGGGGUCGUCAUCGACUAUAACACCGCCGAAAGAAAAUCUCAAAACAAAAUUGCGGAACUUUUUGAUAAUUAAAAAUUAAUUUAAAAAAAAAACGUAAAUGUUUUCGAUAUUUUGAAAAACGAAAUGAAAAAAAAAUAUAUCGAAAUCAUUUACCGUUUUGGUUUUUCAAUGCAAAAUGUUUUCCUAAAUGUCUAAAAAUAUAAAGACGAAAAAUUGUGGUUUUAAAAAUUCAUAUUACGUAUUUAAUCAUGGUAGUUUAAUGUUAUUUGGUUUUUUAUGUUAAUUUGUUUAAAAAAUAAUAAAUUUAAUACAAAUUCAUACUUGAGGCUAUGUAAACGGAUUAGCAUAAAAAACGUUUGAAUCUAGUCUCAAAAUUUUAACAUUUACAAUAAUUAUUUAAAUAUAAAAUAGACAUAUUAAAUGAAAUAAUCAAGUUUGGUUGAUUUCUCAGAUUUCAGUGUCCCCAGUUUUUACUAAUAAAGAAAACAUAUUGUCAAAUAUACAAACCUUUUUGUUGUUAUAAAAUAACGUAAAACGAAAUGACCAAAUUUGAUUUUUUUUAGCUGGUACUUUGUGUCUUAUCAUUUUUAAAUAAUUGACGAUAUACAAAGUUAUUUUGUUGUUCUCCUACUAUAUACGUUCCCACAAUUUUAGUUUCAGUUCUUGUACAGUAAUAACUAGUUUUUUUUGCAAAUUCAAUACUAUUCCAGUAUUUUAAAAGGGCUGUAAGCAUAUACAAAUUUAUCAUCUAAGAUUUCAGACAAUCGUACAUCUAAUAAUGAAUGGUUUAUUCUUUUUUUUCCUACUGAAUCUCGAGUAUUUCUUAAUUAUGAAUCAGAUGUGAUUUCGUUGAUUCUUUAAAUUGAGAUUACUAUAACGAAACUAGAGGGAAUUUUUUUAUAUUUUUGACAUUUUUACAAAAAGUAAUCUCAUGAUAAAACAAAACAAAUCAUAAAAUUCUUAUAAAAAUCUAUGUUGACUUUAAAUAUUUAAGAGACAAAGUACCCGUUUCUAGGUUAAUAAUAUCUAUAAGUACCUAAAAUAAAAUUUUAGGAAUAGUACCUUAAAUUUUAUUUAUAUUAGUUGAUGUGUUAAUAUUUACAAUUAUGAAUAAAUUCUAAAAAAAUAUUUUUAAUCUUUAUAAAGGCGCGUCCACACCAAUAAAAUUGUGUGUUGUGCAUUGAAUUUUUAAUUCAGCAAAAAUAUUUGCGGCAAAAAAUUUGUUUUGUUUACGAUAUUUUUCGACGAAAAGUUUUGUUUUGUUUUGUAUCCAUUUUCUUUGGAGCAGGCGGAGCAUUAUUUUUUUUAAGAGAUACGUAGUAUGUUCUGUUAAUCACCAAGCAUUGUACUAAUUAUUAUGAAGUGGAAUACCGAACAUUCAUUGCUUUUGAUAAAAGAGUAUGAAAAGUAUCAGUUGCUGUGGUAUUCAAAAUAUAAAGACCAUUUCAACAAACUAAAGAAAAUUGAUGCAUGGAGAGAAAUUGCCAAAUCUUGUAAUAUGGACAUAGAUGAAGUGCUAUAUUGAAAACAUUGUUUUGUUCAAUAACAUUUUUUUUAUUUUUUUAUUAUUAUGAAGUAUAGACAAUAAUGUGAAAAUUGCACAUUUCUUCAUUAAAUUUGGAUACAUGACGGCACAUUCCUAAUCGAAAUAAUUCAACUUUUUAAAACUUCACAGAUCUCUUUGAAGUUGAUACAAAAACCCCCAGGCUGAUGGAUAGCGUUCGUUGUAUGUGAAUAAAAUAUUUGUGUGCGUUUUUAUGCGGUGCUAAGUACACAUCUACGUACAUUUUAACACAAAAAAUCUUGCGUUAAAUACAACGCACAACGAAAAAAUUUAUUGAUGUGGACCCGCCUUAAGAUUUGUUUUUCUGUUACCGCAAAAAUUAUGCAAAACAUUUUACACUUUUCUUGGUCAAAAUAUUAUGGCCAAAUAUGUUUAUAAUUUAUAAAAAAAAUUGUUUGCCAUAAUUUGUUUAUUUGAAUUCUUUAAUACAGUAUUCUUUGUAAAAGUUUCUUUAUAGCUCACCAGUAUACAGAGUGUACAUACAAGCUACGAAUCGUUAUCAAUAAAAACCAUGAAUUAAGUUAACGAGUGCCAUACAAAUUCAGUACAUAAAAAUUCACUUACAUAAAAUGUUUUUGACACCCUUAUAGAUGAAUAUGAAUAGAUUUGUUGUAUGAUUAGUUUUUCUUAUUUUCUAAAUAUAUUUAAUUUUUUACUAUUUAUUGUUACACUCUGUAUCUAGAAAAAUUUUGAAGACACUGUGUGCCAGAAUGUGUAAUUUAUACAUACAUAUAUAUAUUUUUAUAUUAGCAAGUACAUAUACUUUCUACAAUAAAUAUACGUAAACUAAUAGUCCAUAUAAUAAGUUUUUACAUAAUUUUUAAAUGUAUUUUUAUUACUUUAAUUCUUUUUACAUACAGCUUUAUAUUUUCAGUACAAAGUUUUAUAUACAAGAUGAAAUCUAUGUUGAAAAUUUGCCAUAACUGAUUGAUUCUUUUUAAUUAAAUCGUUUUAGUAUUUUUAUUUCGGUUUUAAACACAAUUUGUACAUUAAAUAAAUUUGAUUGCAAUUAUAUAUUAUGCAGUUAUAUAAGUUAAUUCUGAAAACCCUCCUUUGAUUUUAGAAAUUUGUAAUAAAUGUAAAUACUUCUAAAUUAUUUCAAUUGGCUGUGUGUCUCCUUUAGUCAAAACAACCCAUUUUUUAUUUCUGUUAUAUAUUUUAUCUCUAAAUGUAUUAUCAUUUUAUUCCUUUAUUUCUUUUUUGUAUCUUAUUUAACUCGAAUAA